AUGUCAAUUAAACCUAUUGAUUCAUAUAUUUCAAAUAGUGUUAAGCUAUUUGAAGUUAACCCAUCACAAACUGUAUUCUCAUUAACUUAUAAAUUCCCAAAAAAUUCAAACAACUGUACAGUUAAGUUUAAUACCCACAAUUCUCAUCUAUCUUCAAAUUAUAACUUUAAAACUUGUAAAAGUAAAGAUGUUUCAAGAUUAUUAAGUGCAAUUGGUCCAAGAGGUGUUACUGUAUCAAUGAACAAAGUUAACAAGAAAGUGAAAAACUCAUCAAACUUGAAACAAUAUAAAGUUGAAAAAAUUGGGAAAACUAAAAAUUUUACUAAAAUAAAGGAUAUAGUAGGCAUAAGUACUCUAUUGACAAAUACUGAUGUCAAAGAAUAUGUUCCACAAUCUAUAAAAAAUCAAUCCACGAAUUCAAAUGAGCAAUCAUCAAAAUCAAAUAAGAAGAAUAAGAAUAAAAAUAAAAAUAAAAGUAAGAAAAAACGUUAG
Molecule: messenger RNA, 492 nt
Organism: Vanderwaltozyma polyspora DSM 70294
Lineage: Eukaryota; Fungi; Ascomycota; Saccharomycetes; Saccharomycetales; Saccharomycetaceae
Gene: SRP21
Product: signal recognition particle subunit SRP21
Exons: 1
Coding region: 1-492 (163 amino acids)
Source: RefSeq, a predicted model, not a curated record